AUGAGAAGCUCAACCAGCAAAACAGGACUCCAUCCUCUCCAAACACCCGCUCAGCUCCCAAUCAUGGAAGAAAACCAAUCGUCCCACACACUUGAGGAAAAGGUCGAGCCAACCGCUUCUCCCGACACUCUUUGCGACGAUCCUGGUCAGCUUGCACAAGGAAUGAGAACAUCCGAGGAACAUCAACCGCUCAAGCAACACUUGGGAGAGAUCACCGAGAUGUGCAGCAACAUGCAAUUGACCGUGGAAGAAUCCAAGCUGAAGGUGGAUAGUGUCUCCUCGAUGAUAGCCACCCACAUGGGAAGAGAAAAGUCAUCAUCCGCUACCACAUCAGCAUCGCUCCACUACAUUUGCGGAGCAAUCGCCAACAUACAGGAGAGACUUGCGGCCAACCACACGACGGUGAUAAACGACUUGGACGAGUGCAAAAGGGAUAGGGAGGAUGUACGUGUCUCCCUCGAGAACAUCAUCAACCGCUGUACCCGGAACACCUGCUUCUCUGUGACUGUCCACGCUUUUGGAAUCUUCGACGCGUCUGGUCUAGGCCAAGCCAGGCUGGUCGCGGAGGCCCAAACCGCGAAUGGUAAAGAGGUGGCGAUCUUUGUAAAAGACACACCGAAGUACUACUCGCGCGCUGGCUUCGCGAAGAUCCAUAGCGACGACAACGCGGAGAACCAUCGUGCUUCAGCACUUCGACAAGGAGUCAUGGAAUGGGCAAGAGGACACGACAACUGGUAUGAGCACUACGCAGAUUGGAUGGAUUAUCAUCCGAACCAAAUCCCGCUCACAUGUCCAUGCAUCAGUACCCGUACGUCACCAACCGCUCUACAUGAUCGCCGCGAACAAUGCAUUAUCCGAAAACUUGCACAACUCUCCACGAUCGUCUUGAUCGACGGAACACGAGUGGUCCCGUUUGAGGAAAUGCAGACGCUCGUUAUCGACCUCCAGUGA
Messenger RNA from Caenorhabditis elegans, 951 nucleotides. RefSeq names its product Retrotransposon protein (gene W09B7.2). The record is from RefSeq and is marked reviewed. NCBI's taxonomy places the organism in Eukaryota, Metazoa, Nematoda, Chromadorea, Rhabditida, Rhabditidae. The transcript is spliced from 4 exons. The coding region runs from base 1 to 951 and encodes 316 amino acids.